AAUACUGUAUGUUACAAAUAUUCCAUGUCAAAACAAUUCAAAACACUGCCACGAUUUGAACAUUUGUGUAUUGCUGCCCUUAACAAUGUGAUAAGAUCUUUUCAAACGGAGAUAUGUUUCGUGUUCAGUAUGUUUGUGUGUAAUCCCGCGCUGAGGUACAUCUCACGCGCGUCUGUUGCGUUCGUCGUUCGGUCUGACGCAGAGUUCAGACCAGCUGACCUGGAGAGUCGCGACCCGAGAUAAACCCUUCAGAGCAAGAGAGAUAUGAGCAGCAGUUUACAGAGGAGGACAGACCCCUGCGUUAUACAAGGAGGACAUCACUUCUCUUCUUACGUGCAUCUUCCGAUUUUAAGAACCAUUAAGCGUUUUACUGGAAGGUGAGCCUGUAAACGCCUCAAUUUUAUCUCCGCCAUCAACCACUAGGGGGAGCUAAAGUUCUUCAGGAAGGCAACAAAGAGAGUUUCUCGAAUACCAACAUUACAAGACCUGUGAGUGUCUUGAGAUUUCACACAUUCAUUAAGCCCCUGACUCACAGCAUGAGGGACCAAAGUGUCACGCUGACAGAACAGAGAGUGAUGUACCCUGAAGGAGUAACUGAUCCAGUCAGUCAGGAUGGUGCUAUAUCCUUCACAGAGGAAACAGUGUCCAGCAGCAUGCUAGCUGGAUCUUUUCUCAUCCACCCCAGAGGUCUGAGACGCCGAGAAAGUUCAGAGACCGUCAGCGGUAUCACACUGCGUCGCAAACGUGAUUCUAUCCCUGCCGAGAACAAAGAUGAAGGUUAUUGGGAAAAGCGCAAAAAGAACAACGAAGCUGCCAAGCGCUCGCGUGAGAAACGCCGCAUCAGCGACAUGGUGGUAGAGAACAAAGUUCUGGCUCUUCUUGAGGACAACGCACGCCUGAAAGCUGAGAUACUGGGACUUAAGUUCAGAUUCGGUUUGAUCAAAGAUCCCACAGAUUCACCAGCACAGAUCUGCUCACAUGGUUCAUAUAACCAAACGUUUCCAGCAGUACCCUGCUACGGCACCAACACAAACCCACAACCUAGACAUGAACACCUGUUAUCGAUCUCACAGCAAAACUAUGAGCACUUCAUCCCUGGAGGAUCAAGCAUUGGAAGCCCAGGGCUCUCAGAUGAUGCUGUAGGUGAACAUAUUAGAGGACCUUAUAGAGGUGACGACCAUCCAGGUCGUAUCGCAGAAGUGGAUGCCAAUUCAGGAUGGCAAGAGAACAAUAUGAAAGGUCUUCCUCAUAAACUGCGUUUCAAGACGCCAUCGAGAAUUGAAGGUGCUGAAGUGGAAAAUCUCUCCUCUUCACAGUCUCAGUCUACAGCUGAGUGUGAGUGGACAGAGGGUUUCUGGAGGCCACAGACACACACAGAGCCAUCAGCUUGUUCAACAGCACACCAGAAUAACUCUUCAAUUCACAGAUGUACAGAAAGUCACAGUGCUAUCAGCUUCCAGCUUAGCGCUUUGACUGAAGAAGUGGCCGAGCUCAAAAAACUGCUCUCUCAGAAGCAGCAGUGAACUGAGAUCAAAUCUGUAACACAUGACUUCUGACCUAUCUAAAGAAAGAAGCUCCUUUUUCUGAUUCUUACAAACAAAUAUGAGAAGCCAGCUGAUUUUCACUGGAAAAGUAUUUUCAUUCUUGUGAAAUUUUCACAUGCCUGUCUGCGCAACUAGUAAUGUUUAUGACGUGCUAGAUUAAAUGAGAAAUAGUGUGAAAAGAAAGCACUCCUGUUUUCUCUUGUAUACGGUUGUGGCAUAUUGUGCUUUGUUUAACAUUCAACAUUAAACUUUUACAAUGAAAUAAAAUUGAAA
Molecule: messenger RNA, 1817 nt
Organism: Megalobrama amblycephala (Wuchang bream)
Lineage: Eukaryota; Metazoa; Chordata; Actinopteri; Cypriniformes; Xenocyprididae
Gene: nfil3-3
Product: nuclear factor, interleukin 3 regulated, member 3
Exons: 2
Coding region: 537-1523 (328 amino acids)
Biological process (GO): regulation of DNA-templated transcription; circadian rhythm
Cellular component (GO): nucleus
Molecular function (GO): DNA binding; DNA-binding transcription factor activity
Source: RefSeq, a predicted model, not a curated record